AUAAUGGAAACUGCGCAUGCGCUGAGAUCAGACUAUCCACGCGGUGAAAGAUAUCCAUAAAACAUAACCUGCGUCAAAGUUUCUAAAGAAAUACUGAUCAAAGUAAAAACGUAAAAAUGUAUUUGAUGUAUUAUCUAAACGAAAAUGGAGAUCGAGUAUAUACUUUGAAGAAAAUGGAUCCAAAUGGGAAACCUACGUUAUCAGCACAUCCAGCUCGAUUUUCUCCAGAAGAUAAAUAUUCAAGAGAAAGGAUAACGCUAAAAAGAAGAUUUGGCUUGUUGCUUACACAGCAACCAUUACCUACUUACUAAUAUUCUCUUGUAUUUAUGAGCAACUGUUUCUAUUUUGUACAAAAAUGAAAUUAAAUAUAUCAUUAUAAUAUACAUAAA
Megachile rotundata (alfalfa leafcutting bee) is the source of this 389-nucleotide messenger RNA. RefSeq names its product Nop10 ribonucleoprotein (gene Nop10). NCBI's taxonomy places the organism in Eukaryota, Metazoa, Arthropoda, Insecta, Hymenoptera, Megachilidae. The record is from RefSeq and is a predicted model, not a curated record. Gene Ontology annotation, molecular function: telomerase RNA binding; snoRNA binding. Gene Ontology annotation, cellular component: box H/ACA snoRNP complex. Gene Ontology annotation, biological process: ribosome biogenesis; positive regulation of telomerase RNA localization to Cajal body; rRNA pseudouridine synthesis.